AUGACUGUCCUCAAGGAGCCCAUUGCCAUUGUUGGCAGCGCCUGCCGGUUUCCCGGAGGUUGUAAUACCCCGUCCAAGCUCUGGGAGAUGUUGAAAGAAAAGCGAGACGUCCUGCAGAAGAUUCCCAAAGAACGCUAUAACCCCGAUGUGUUCUACCAUCCCGAGCCGACGCACCAUGGCACUUCCAAUGCCCGAUAUUCAUACCUGCUGGACCAAGACCCAGGCGAGUUUGACGCCAACUUUUUUAAUAUUCCUCCAAAGGAAGCCGAAUGCAUUGAUCCGCAACAGAGGCUCCUCAUGGAGACGGUCUACGAUGGCAUAUCUGCUGCCGGCCUACCCAUGGAGAAGCUCCGCGGGUCCGACACGGCCGUCUACGUGGGCCAGAUGUGCGAUGACUGGAUUAGCAUCAUCCAGAAUCAACCUGAUGAAGUCCCGCCAUACACCGCCACGGGUUCGUCCCGAAGUAUCAUGGCCAAUCGAGUCUCAUACUUUUUCGACUGGCAUGGCCCAUGCAUGAACAUCGACACGGCAUGCUCAUCCAGUCUGGUGGCUGUCCACGAAGCAGUCCAGACCCUGCGGAGUGGUCACUCAACGGUCGCUGUGGCGGCUGGUGCCAACCUGUUAAUUCAUCCCGUUGGAUAUGUCUCCGAGAGUAACCUCCGGAUGCUGUCCUCGUCUGGUCGAUGCCGGAUGUGGGAUGCCUCAGGUGAUGGAUACGGUCGUGGUGAGGGGAUUGCUUGUGUGGUGCUCAAGACCCUGAGCCAGGCCCAGCGAGACAAUGACCACAUCGAGUGCAUCAUCCGCGAGACUGGCGUCAACCAGGAUGGCCGAACUUCCGGGAUCACCAUGCCCAGCAACAUCGCCCAGGCACAGCUGAUUCGCGAUACCUACCGUCGCGCCGGGCUCGAUGUGCACAACCCGCUGGACCAGCCGCAGUUUUUCCACGCCCACGGCACGGGCACCAAGGCAGGAGACCCGCAAGAGGCAACGGCAAUUUACCGCGCAUUCUUCACGGAGGAUACGGAGCCUGAGCAAAGGCUGCUGGUGGGCUCGAUCAAGACACACAUCGGCCAUACGGAGGGCACAGCAGGAGUCGCCAGUGUCAUCGGUACUUCACUAGCCUUGCAGCAUAGGGCGGUUCCUCCCAAUAUGCACUUCAAGAACUUGAAUCCGGAUAUUGUCCCAUUCUACGGCGCCUUGGAGGUCCCUACCUCGCUCAAGGAAUGGCCGGCGCUGAAGCCCGGUCAGGUCCCCCGAGCGAGUGUCAACAGUUUCGGAUUUGGUGGCACCAAUGCCCACGCCAUCAUGGAGGCCUACAUUCCGCCCGAGACACCGCGGCCUGAGCCGUCCCAGUCGUCGACUUUGUACACACCGUUACUCUUCUCAGCAAGCUCGGCCACAUCUCUCCGGGCGAUGAUCGCCAAUCACCUCGACUACUUGGCUGACAAGCCCGCAACUAGCAUCCGUGACCUCGCAUGGACGCUGCAACAUCAUCGCUCAACCUUGCCUUACAGGAAGGCCAUCACCGGAUCAGAUUAUGAGGCUAUUGUCGCUCAAAUGGAGAGUGUGGUAUCUGCCGACAAUGCUGAUUUGAACACUCGGUUCACCCAAGCAUCGGAGCCUCAGAUUCUGGGUGUGUUUACUGGUCAGGGUGCCCAGUGGCCUCGGAUGGGUGCGCGCUUACUGGAGUCGUCCAGCUUUGUGCGCAACCAAAUUGCUUUCUUAGACGAGUGCCUGGCCACCCUGCCUGAAGGUGAUCGACCAGAUUGGACCCUUCGUGACCAGAUCUUGGCCGCAGGCCAAGCCUCCAGGGUCACGGAAGCGGCCAUCUCCCAGCCUCUCUGCACUGCUGUCCAGGUCGUUCUCGUGGAUCUUCUUCAGGCAGCGGGGAUCAAAUUUCGUGCAGUGGUUGGCCAUUCUUCGGGUGAAAUCGGUGCGGCGUAUGCGUCUGGCCUGCUCUCCGCCCGUGAUGCCAUCCGGGUGGCAUACCUCCGUGGUGUCUACGCGAAGCUCGCAGCUUCUCCGAAUGGGGCGAAGGGUAGUAUGGCCGCCAUUGGUGCGUCGGUCGAAGAGGCGGAGGAGCUCUGUGACCGUGAGGAAAUCAAGGGCCGCAUUUCUAUCGCGGCGCUCAACUCGGGAUCGAGCAUCACGCUGUCCGGAGACGAGGAUGCCAUUCAAACGGCGGUGGAUAUUUUCGCCGGUGAAGGCAAGUUUGCCCGUCGCUUGCGGGUGGACACAGCCUACCAUUCGGCCCACAUGCAGCCUUGCGCCGGUCCAUAUCUCCAGGCUAUGGAGCGCUGUGGCAUUGCAGUGCAACCACCUUCAGGUGACCGACCGACUUGGUUUUCCAGUGUUUACCGGGAUACCGUCAUGAACGACAGCAACCUGACCCCUGAGUACUGGGUCCACAACAUGGUGCAGUCUGUUCUCUUCUCGCCGGCCAUUGUAACGGCUGCCCAGGAGACGAAGGAACUCACCAUCGGUAUCGAAGUGGGGCCUCAUCCUGCUCUCAAGGGCCCUGCCUUGGAUUCACUAGGCCAGGUGGACAUGCAGAUCCCUUAUACCGGACUGCUGAGCCGUGGGAAGAAUGACGUGGAGGAGCUUUCGUCCGCUAUGGGAUACCUCUGGACUCAGCUUGGCUCAGGCGUGGUCAACUUCGACGGAUUAGAGCGCGCUUUGAACGAGGAUAAGGACCCUAAAACCCUCCUUGUCGAUCUCCCCAGCUACCCAUUCGACCACCAGAACCGCUACUGGACCGAAAGUCGCACAUGGCGAUCUAGCCGAAUGUCGGACGCAUAUUUCCAUCCCUUGUUAGGAUCAUCUGUCGCUACCACGCGGAGCUCGAAUAACGCGCAGUGGAAGAACCUCCUCAAGCCGGCCGAGAUCCCAUGGCUACAGGGACAUCGACUGCAGGGUCAGCUGAUUCUACCCGCGACCGCGUACAUCGUCAUGGCUUUGGAAGCUAUCAAAGCGGUGGCUGGCGAUGCGGCCAUCGCGCUGUUCCGAAUGACUGAUUUGGUGCUGAAACGCGCCAUUGUGUUCAAUGAUGACAACGCCAGCAUGGAAACUAUAUUCAGCCUGCAAAUCCUGGAAUCCGACGAGUCGCACAUUAUGGCCAAAUUCAGCGUUCACUCCGCGGCUCAGGGAGAUCUGUCCUUGCGGGUCAAUGUGGAAGGCUCUAUUGAAGUGGAACUGGGCCAAUCCUUCCCGAACAAACUGCCAUUACAUGAACAUGACAAGUACUACAAUAUAAAUGAGCAAGACCCGGAGAUGUUCUAUGCUGAACUCCAAAAGGUCGGCUAUCAGUACUCGCCACCCUUCCAGGGAAUCACCAGCAUCCACCGCCGCCUGAACUUUGCUCACGGCACUCUGGACGAUCAGUCCGGUGAGAACUGGGAGGAUCAGCUGAUCGUGCAUCCGGGCAUGCUAGACACGGCUUUGCAGACGAUCUUCGCGGCGUACUCGGCCCCUCAGGACGGAAGGCUCUGGUCCACUCAUGUGCCAACUCGAAUCGCAUCGAUCGAAUUCAACCCCCAUUUUGUCUUUAACCAAGCUGCCAAGCAGAAAGUCAUUCCAUGGGAGAGUAACAUCGUCGAUCAGGUCUCCAGCGCAAUCGAGGGCUCUUUCAAUCUUCUCACUGAAGACCGGAAGCAUAGCUUCCUGCAGGCCGAGGGCGUUGCAGUGUCACCAUUCAGUCCUGCACAGGCUCAGGAUGAUCGCCAUCUGCUGACGCAUUUCAGAUGGCUUUCGGCCCACCCGAAUGCUGCUGAGCUAGAGGCUGGCAAGGAGUCUGGCGUUUUGAAUGCGUCGGUGACCGAAGAUGUGGAGCGAAUUGCUCUGUACUAUCUGCACAACUUGUGCAAAACGAGUACCGAGGAUGACCGAAAGAAUGCGCUGCCGCAUCAUCAGCAGCUACUCAGGUGGGCAGAUUCCGUUAUUAACCAAGUAUCAGCAGGCAAACAUCCAUUCGUAGCCAAGGCAUGGCUGUCCGACACUGAGCAGCAGAUCCAGGAACUGAUCAACCGCCACCACGAUUCCGUGGAAGCAAAACUGGUGGCCGAAAUUGGCUUGAGUCUGCCGCUUGUCAUCCAAGAGCAGGGUGUCCUCGCGCACUACAUCGCCGUGGACGAGGAAGCGCCUACCAUCAAACUGUCAAACGAGCGUCUAGCCAAUUUGGUCAAGCAGAUCACCCACCGUUACCCGCGCAUGCAUAUUCUGGAAAUUGGAUCUGGAACCGGGACUGCGGCCGAGACCAUUGUUUCCUCACUGGGAGAUGCCUUCUCUUCUUAUACAUUCACCGAUGUCUCGGAUGACCUCUUCAGUGAAGCUGAGUUUCGCUUCCACCAGUUCGAAGAUCGUAUGGUCUUCAAGACCUUGGACAUCCAGCAGGAGCCGACUGCUCAGGGCUUUACCGCUGGCAAAUACGACCUGGUCCUAGUAGCCAAUAGGUUGCAGACGGCCAAGGACCAGGAGCAGGUUCUGUCCAAUGUUCGCCAACUAUUGAAGCCCGGUGGAUAUCUCAUCAGCGCCAACCCAACGACUAAUGACUCGUUGCGCCUCGGUCUCAUCAUGAGCGAUCGUCCUGAAUGGUGGGCCGGUGCCGCCUCGGGCCGGUUGACCAUGGAUAGCUGGAGUAGGCUCCUGCGCCAAUGUCAGUUUGCUGGCAUUGAGACUUGCACACCUGUCCACGACGUCCUCCAUGGCAUUCCUAUCUGGGCUGCCCAAGCGGUGGAUGAACGCGUGCGACUGUUGCGAAACCCUCUGGACGCAUCAGAGGAGUUUCCGGAGGACGUGCCUCCCUUGGUCGUUAUCGGUGGAAGAACCUUGGCCACCAUGCAGCUGGUGGAGCAGAUUGCUUCUCUGCUGUCGACCAAGUUCCCGGAUGUCACUUGCGUCUCUUCGCUAGAGGCCUUGAAUACCACCCCCAUCUCACCCGAAGCUACUGUGCUGAGUCUCGCAGACCUGGAUGGGCCAGUGAUGAGAUCAUGGUCUGCCGACAAGCUAGAGGCCAUGAAAUCCCUCUGGGACCAAGCGGCGAAGGUCCUGUGGGUUACCAAGGGGGCUCGGUUCAAUGAGCCGUAUUCCAGCAUGAUGGCGGGUAUCGCGCGAGUCAUCAGAAUGGAAAAGGACAUCAAUGUGCAGCUGUUAGAUGUUGGCUCCGUUGAUCAGAGCACUGCGUACUCGGUGUGCGAAACGUUGCUGAGACACCAUGUGCUUCUCAGCUGGUCGUCAGAUAACUCGACCGAGAACCUUUUGUGGAGCAUUGAGAAUGAACUGGCUGUGGAUGGCCAGCAGACGCUCAUCCCGCGGCUGUAUUUCAGUGAGCUGGAAAAUCUGCGGAUGAACUCUGCUCGCCGUGCCAUUGUGCAUGAGGUGGAUCCAGCCACUGCUACUUUGCGGCUGGCCAGUGCAGGUGACUCCUACCAGCUGGAAGAGGUUUCCCCCUUGCGAGUUGCCCCUUCACUGCCCACCAUCCGCGUGCGCCAAUCCUUGCUACAAUUCCUCAAGCUCGGCUCGAAUGGCUCUUUCAUGCUCUGCAUUGGCACACGGCAGGAUGAUUCUCAAGCCACGGUUCUGGCCGUGACACAGACAACCGAAUCUCCGGUCCCCGUGGAGCCUACUUGGGCUAUCGAGAUCCCCUCCUCGCUCGAGUUUGGCCGUUUGGCGCUGAUUACCGUGGCCGCCCGCAUCGUUACCCAGCAGAUCUUGGCCAUGGUGCCUAAGAAUGGCGCCCUAGUGGUCCAUGAGCCAGACAACGUACUCCGAAUCGCCAUUGCGGAUGCAGCAGAGAAGAGCCGGGUGAAUGUGUGGUUUACCACCUGCCAACCUGGUCGUGACUCCAACUGGACGUACCUGCACCCUGCGCUUCCCGCCCGCCUGGUUAAGGAAAAGGUUCCGAGUGAGGUCUCUGUUUUCAUCAACCUCGAGGCUUCCAAUGGACCGGGUGCCCGUGUGGCCGAGGCCAUUGCAGGCUGUGUACCUGCGUACGGCGAGCAGGCCUCGGCAGCCACCUUUUUCACCAACCAGUUGUAUGCCCGCUCGGAAGCUGACCCGGCUGUCCUCGGCGAUCUUCUUCAGGAUGCGUGGCAGUUUGCCUCCUCGGCCAGCUUGGCCUUCGACCUGACCGAGUCUAUUCCACUAGGGGAGGUCUCGUUCCACAACCCGGUCGGGGAAGCCAUCCAGUUGGUUGACUGGAACACCCCGACAGUGCCAGUUCAUCUUAGACCAGUGGACGAUGGCCCGAUCUUCCGCCGUGAUCGGACAUAUCUGAUGAUCGGUCUCGCGGGAGAGCUUGGCCAGUCUCUCUGCCACUGGAUGGCCCAGAGGGGGGCUGGUUUUAUCGUCCUAGCGAGUCGUAACCCCAAGGUCGAUCCCGCAUUCUUGCGCACUGCUGAAGACCUAGGCGCCACUGUUCGGCCCCUUUCACUGGAUAUCACCAGUCGGGAAUCUCUUCAACGCUUCCUCCGGGAGGUCAAGCGCAGCAUGCCUCCCAUUGCCGGUGUGGCUAACGGCGCCAUGAUCAUGGAGGACGUGCAAUUCGAGAACCUGGAGUUUGAAAGCAUGGAACGGUCAAUGAAACCGAAGGUGCUUGGAAGCAAGCUGCUCGAUCAGGCCUUCUAUGACACUCCUCUGGACUUCUUCAUCAUGUUCUCCUCCAUCUCGGCGGUCUUUGGUAAUACGGGACAGACCAGCUAUGCCGCAGCUAACAUGUACAUGGUUGGCCUGGCCUUCAAUAGGCGCAAGCGUGGAGUUGCUGGCUCCGUGGUCGCCUACAGUGCCCUGAUGGGCUUGGGAUACAUCAAUCGCUCCGAUGACGUCACGGGUGAAUAUUUCAAUUCGAUGGGCGUGACUCUCAUGUCCGAGACGGAUUUCCAAUAUGCUUUUGCGGAGGCCAUCAAGGAGGGUCGCGCAAACUGCCACGACCGCGCAGAGAUUGUGACUGGCAUCGGUCCGGCGGUUUUGAGCGAUCUCAUUCGUGACCGUUACCGAGAUGAUCCUCGUUUCUCCCACGUCAAUCUUGAGCGCCGCGGCGGACAAGCAGACUCGGGUUCAGGAGCCAACUCAUCGGUCAGGAGCCAGCUGCAAGGAGCCCGGUCGGUAGAGGAGGUCGAGCAGAUUAUCCUUGAUGCCUUCAUUGCGCGAUUGAAAACCCUGCUUCAAAUGUCCGCUGGCCAGCCCCUGGAUGCCAAUAGCACGCUGGUUGAGCAAGGCAUUGAUUCCUUGGUUGCAAUUGACAUUCGUGGAUGGUUUGGUCGCGAGCUGGAGCUUGAUAUGCCAGUCAUCAAGAUCCUGGGGGGCUCUUCCAUCGCCGAUCUGAUCAAGAACAGUCUUGGAGACAUCCCCGAGACCGUCGUCGAUUUGAAUAACCUGUCUGGCGAUGGCCCGUCUGAGCCUGCCAAGCCAGCAGCGCCUGCCGUCUCCGCCUCUGUUCCGGAGAAGAAGCCACCUGCUACACCCGCCAAAAAGCGCAUUCCCGAGCCGGCUAGCCCUCUCUCGGACAGCAAGAGCUCAGUCUCUUCCGGCUCAGACAGUGAGAGUGUCAGAACGCCAUCAAUUGAUGGGCAUAGCGACACCGAGCCGGAAGACGUGGGUCCAUCUGAGCCCUUGAUCGAUAUGAAUCUGCGUCAAUCCAUCAUCGAAUCGGCCACCGAGAAGAUUGUCCCCAUGUCUUUUGGCCAAGCCCGAUUCUGGUUCAUGCAACACGCCUUGCAGGACCCUUCCGCCUUCAACAUGGGUCUUUGCUGGCGCCUUGAUGGUUCGCUAGACAUUUCCAGAUUCAGGAAGGUGGUUUCCACGGUCGCAGACCGACAUGAAGGAAUGCGCACCCGCUUUUUCUGGGGAGGUGAGAACCAGGAUGUUCCGAUGCAAGGAAUCCUAUCGCGGUCGAUCAUUCAGCUUGAAGCCAAGCAGAUCACCAACAAAGACGAGGUCUAUCGGGACUUGGAAGCUAUUCGACACUAUGUCUAUGACCUCGGCGACUGGCAGCUUGUGAGAAUCCGCAUUCUGUCAUUGUCCGCUACAGAGCACUACAUGAUCAUUGGCAACCACCAUAUCACGAUCGAUGGCUUUAGUGUCUCGUUGUUCGUCGACGAGGUCAACAAACUCUAUCUGGGACAGAGCCUACCUCCGGUUCCCAAGGAGUCGCAGUACUCUUUCUUUGCAGAGAAACAGCGCCAGGAUUACAGCCGGGGACGCUUCCAGAAGGACAUCGACUAUUACAAGAACAUCGUUCCGGAAAAUAAUCCGCCGCUCGAGUUGUUCCCCUUCGCCAAAGUCCAAGCGAGACCGGAACAGACCCAGUACCGCACCUAUCGAUCCGAAGUACGCCUCUCUCAGAAGCAAGUUUCUCUGCUGAAGAAUGUCUCGAAAAAGAGCAAAUCGACCACCUCUAACCUCUAUACUGCCCUCCUGGGUGUGCUUCUGUUCCGCCUGUUGCCUAACACCAAGCAACUGAUGAUUGGAAUUGUCGAUGCCAACCGCAGUGACCUGGCUUUGACGAGGACCGUGGGCUGCGUGCUGAAUACGUUACCCAUCCGAUUGGACAGGCCAGACAGCAAUACCAAGCUUGAAUCAUUAACCCAGACGGUGCAGAAAGCAGUCUAUGGCGCUCUUGAGCACUCAUCCGUGCCAUUUGAUGUCCUGGUCAACGAGCUGAAAGUGGAUCGCUCGGCAAAUGCACCACCUGUGUUUCAGGUGCUGAUGGACUAUCGGAUUGGCAGUCGGGAGCGGGACGUAUUCUGCAAGACUAACACUGUCCGCGAGAUGUUCCACAAUGCUGGCACUGCAUUUGACCUCCACUUGGACAUUGUCGAGAAUCUCGAGGGGGAUGCUUUGGUUACCUUGGAGGUGCAGCAGAGUCUAUACAGCCAAGAGCACGCGGACCUUCUCGCCAAUACCUAUGUGAACCUAACCAAGCAGCUCACUGCGGCCCCAGAAACCCCGCUCGAGUCUGCUGAGCUGUGGUCAUCCGAAGACAUCUCGACUGCUCUACGACUCGCUACAGGCCCUGCGGCACCUAUGCAAUGGCCUCAGACUGUUGCUCACCGAAUCGAUCAAAUGGUCCAGCAAAAUGGACAGAAGCCUGCCCUCAAGGAUGGCAGUGGCAGGAGCUUAACCUACAAGGAGAUGGGCCGACGCAUUGACUCGAUCGCCGAGAUUUUGCGCAAGGCAGACACUCCCAAGGGCGCCGUGAUUGGUGUGAUGCAAGAGCCUGGUGUUGACUGGAUCUGCUCGAUGCUGGCCAUUUUCCGUGUUGGUGCGGUCUACGUGCCAUUGGAUCUACGCAAUUCAAUCCACCGGACGAAGAGUGCGAUUCAAACCACCAAACCCGUGGCGUUGCUCGUCGAUCAAGCCACACUCAGCACCGCCGAGUCUCUUGGUGAUGCCAAGCCUACGGUGAUAAAUGUCUCUUCGGUGGCCACGGACGCCGAUGCCAAGCGCACGCCGAACCUGGCUGUGGGCGACUCCCCCGCGGUCAUCCUGUUCACGAGUGGUUCCACUGCUGAGCCCAAGGGCAUUCUUAUCAAUCAUGCGCACAUGAUCUCCCAGCUUGAGGCCUGUUCAAUGCAAUACAACUUCUCCGAUGAGAGGCCUCUGGUGGCUCUUCAGCAGUCGGCCUAUUCCUUUGAUUUGUCGCUUAUCCAGACCUUUGACGCUCUGUGCAACGGAGGAAGCCUCAUCGUUUUACCCGCCGACAAGCGCGGUGAUCCCACUGAGAUCGCUAAAACCAUUCAAAAGGAAAAGAUCAGUUAUACCAUGGCGACCCCAUCCGAGUACCAGAUGUGGCUCAGUUUUGCGGCAGAGCAACUUCAGCAGUGCCCCGACUGGACCCUUGUUGCUAUGGCAGGUGAAGGAAUCCCAUCCCGUCUCGUGCAAAGCUUCCGCGCUCUGGACAUGCCGUCUCUCCAGAUUCUCAAUUGCUACGGUCCCGCUGAGACAUCUAUCGGAUCUACCUGGCAGGGUUUGAUUGACUAUCGCAACCCAGACCUUGAGUUCCCUCUGUCCGCAGGAUAUCCUUCGCCCAACGAGGCGAUGUAUAUCGUCGAUACCGAGCUGCGGCCUGUUCCCGUUGGUGUUCCUGGCGAGGUCCUAAUUGGAGGUGCCGGUGUGGCCGCUGGCUAUCUCAACAUGGAUACGGCGACCAAGGAAAAGUUCAUCCCAUCCCCUUUUGCCCAUCUCGAUAGCAACUUCACUAAGAACAACUGGACCACCGUUUACCGCACAGGCGACUGCGGCUACCUGCGGAAGGACGGUACCCUUGUUCUGGUCGGGCGCAUGAAUGGAGACACCCAGGUCAAGAUUCGCGGCUUCCGAGUUGAAUUGGGAGAGGUUGAAAACGCCUUGGUUGAGACUGCCGGCGGUCGACUGACCAACGCUGUGGUCACCUUGAGAGAACAAGACGACGUCCAGUUGCUGGUUGCACAUGUCGUUUUCUCUGCUUCGAACCCUCCCGCUAACCCCCAGGAAUUCUUGGACAAUCUCCGAAUGCGUCUACCCGUGCCGGACUAUAUGGUUCCCUCCGCCAUUGUGGCCCUUGAGAAAUUGCCCUUGAACGCGCACUCCAAGGUGGACCGUGGUGCUAUCCGUCAGCUGCCUAUCGAAGUCUCGACCGAGCCCAACGCAGCGCCUUCGACUGACCGAGAUAUGACCCCGAUGGAAGCCAGUCUCGCAGAGGUUUGGCAACGGGUUCUUCCUGCCUCGGGCUCGCUCGCCCUCACACCGAACUCCAACUUCUUCCAAGUCGGCGGUACCUCUUUGCUGGUUGUGAAACUGCAGAGGGCGAUCAAGGAGCAAUACCAGGUCUCAGUCCGAGUGAACGAGCUCGUGGCCGCCAAGAAACUUGCGGAUAUCGCCCUUAUAAUCGAGGACAGAGAGGCCCCUGCGCAGAUCGAUUGGGAAGCGGAGACCGCAAUUCCUGAAGCUUGGGCCGACGAGUUUAGCGUUCCCCAACAGACACCACGCUCCGAGCAGGAUGGUCUCCGGAUUCUGGUGACGGGCGCCACCGGGUUCAUUGGCCGACACACUCUUCCUAGUCUGAUCGAGUCCCCCAAGGUAUCCCAGGUAUUCUGUCUUGUCCGUACUGGAUCGGACACCGAUGCCCUCAAAUCCUCGGACAAGGUCACCCUUCUCACCGGUGAUCUCGCCGCACCUAAUCUCGGCCUAGACGUCAUCGAGUUCAACCGGAUGUCUGCCGAGGCGGAUCUCAUCCUGCACUUCGGUGCCAAUCGCUCCUUCUGGGAUGACUAUGGUGCUCUGCGCAGUGCCAACAUCAAUGCGGUCAAGGAUCUCGCUCGCCUUGCUCUUCCUCGUCGCAUCCCAUUCCACAUGAUGUCAUCCGGCGCCGCUGGAAUCUUCAACGACUCUGCAAUCCGGGCCGUCUAUGAAACCGACGCAACUCUCCCGGCGAGUGGCACCCCACCGCAGGAUGGCAGCGAUGGCUAUGUGGCCUCAAAAUGGGCGGCCGAGCGCUUCUUGACCAAGGUGUCCGAGCAGCUGCAACUGCCGGUGACCUUGCACCGAUUUUCCCCGGUCCCUGGAAUGGAACCUACCACCGAAAACGUGGCGCCCGACUCCGACGAGGUGAUCAACGAGAUGGUGGCCAUCACCAAUCGACUGCAACUCCGCCCCGCCCUUCACCUCGUGAACGGCUGGCUUGAUCUCGUCCCCUCCGACUCGAUUGCUCGCGAUAUCACCGCGGCUGUCCUGGACCGAGCGGACGAUGCUACCCUCACCACCCUGUCCCAUGCAGGAGCCAUGCGCAGUACCUGGUUCCGCUUCAGGCAGGUUAUUGAAGGAGACGAGGAACUGAUGAAAUUGCCGGAAAUUUCGGCUUUGCUGUGGAUUGGUCAGGCCAAGAAGGCUGGCAUGAGCUAUGUGAUGGCGUCUCAUCAUCUGCUGAUCCAGACUGAGACUGGCGAUUUGUUCACCAGACGGUGA
Aspergillus ibericus CBS 121593 is the source of this 11937-nucleotide messenger RNA. RefSeq lists its product as uncharacterized. The record is from RefSeq and is a predicted model, not a curated record. Gene Ontology annotation, molecular function: phosphopantetheine binding; fatty acid synthase activity; 3-oxoacyl-[acyl-carrier-protein] synthase activity. Lineage: Eukaryota; Fungi; Ascomycota; Eurotiomycetes; Eurotiales; Aspergillaceae. The transcript is spliced from 10 exons. The coding region runs from base 1 to 11937 and encodes 3978 amino acids. Gene Ontology annotation, biological process: fatty acid biosynthetic process; secondary metabolite biosynthetic process.